GCCUGGGCGCGGGGGGGCCGGGCGCGCGCGCGGUGACGGGGUUAGCGGAGGUUUGUCAGGAACCGGGAUCCAAGGGCAGGAAAAUGGCGGCCUUAGGGUCCCCAGCGCGCACUUUGCGAGGCCUUCUGCGGGAGCUGCGCUACCUGAACGCAGCUACUGGCCGACCCUAUCGCGACACCGCGGCCUAUCGGUACCUCAUGAAGGCUUUUCGUGCACAUCGGGUCACCAGUGAGAAGUUAUGCAGAGCCCAACAUGAGCUUCAUUUCCAAGCUGCCACCUAUCUGUGCCUCUUGCGCAGCAUCCGAGAACACGUGGCUCUUCAUCAAGAAUUUCAUGGCAAGGGUGAGCGCUCAGUGGAGGAGUCUGCCGGCUUAGUGGGUCUCAAGUUGCCCCAUCAGCCUGGAGGGAAGGGCUGGGAGCCAUGAACAUGGAGAGUUUCCUAGGAUGCUGCAUUCAUAUGAGAAUUUAAUCAUUUCUGUCACUAUGUAUUUAUCAUUAAAUAUUUUUUAAAGUUUA
Lemur catta (Ring-tailed lemur) is the source of this 516-nucleotide messenger RNA. It is a transcript of the gene FMC1, whose product is annotated as formation of mitochondrial complex V assembly factor 1 homolog. Bases 84 to 425 code for a protein of 113 amino acids. The transcript has 2 exons. NCBI's taxonomy places the organism in Eukaryota, Metazoa, Chordata, Mammalia, Primates, Lemuridae. Gene Ontology annotation, cellular component: mitochondrion. The record is from RefSeq and is a predicted model, not a curated record.